UGGUACAUACACCAUUCUGGGCUGCAGCAGAUCCAAGCACGUUUAUUAUUGUUGCUGCUUCUGCUUCUGCUGCUGCCGAGUCUGUGCCGACCGUGUUGUAGGUCUGUAGGCCGACACUCAGCUCCUGGGUCCCACCUCCUAUCACCUUACCCGGAGUUCUAUUCAUUAAUUAAGGUGUCUGGAUGCCAUCAUAGAAGAACUUCAGAGACAGGAAGAUGAAAGAUCCAAACAUAUCUUUAGCUACCAAAGACAAGGCUAUGAGGCAAUCUAUGAAAUCCUCAUCUUCUUCCAGAAGAGUUGACUCCAGACAGUCGGCGUCCACCUUGUAUAGCGAGCACGAACGAGCCUCUAACAUGUCCCCAACAGGAAACCCUGUUACAGAAGACGACUCUUCCAUUUACUCGCCAGACAGGACCGAGGAGCAACAGCCCCUCUCAGUCGCUGAAGACAAUGAGAAUAAUAGCCAAAAGCCAGACGAAGGGAGUACGGAGGUCUCUGCUCCUGACGGAGAUCUUGGCGAAGAUCUCAGAGACGGGGCGGGCACCCGCAUGUCCUUUGGCUCGCUGGUACUGCAGCAGAUGUCAGAGACAGGCAGGUUGGGUAGGUCAGCAAGGAGUUCUCCAGUCAAGCAUCUGAUGACAGGGUAUAAACCAUCCUCUGCACCACCAAGUCCAAGAAUCUGUAUUCAUAUAAAUAAGUAA
Molecule: messenger RNA, 701 nt
Organism: Cherax quadricarinatus
Lineage: Eukaryota; Metazoa; Arthropoda; Malacostraca; Decapoda; Parastacidae
Source: RefSeq, a predicted model, not a curated record